CUGGAUAUUUGCUUGUUCGUUCCAUCAGACGCUCAACUUCCACUCACCACCAAUUCUGGAGGCAUAGUGUCUUUCAAUACACCCCUGGUCCUGUCUGCCUUUCCUCCACCUCCAAUCAAGAAUGGUGAUUGACGCCAGAUGACCUUCAGGCCAAUGCGCAAGCUGCCUCCCACCACCACUGCUGCUGGCUUUCCUGCAAGAUGUGGUCUUGUCAAUCGCCAAAUCACUGGCAACUUUGUCCAGCAGAGACAUAGGGCUACAUCAGCUAGCAGUAACAUCUACCCACGCCAGGUCCUCACAAAGAGACACCUUGCUCAAGUGAGACCAGAACCGAUUUCCGAACUUUGGUUCACCUCGUCCUCCCCACGUCUCGGCCCCGCAGAUGAUUUGCUUGGAAAUACAGAAGGCCCUGUCGGGAAUGGAAAUAAUGACCACAAACCUCCUGAUGAGAGGUUGAUCAAGCUAGGCAAGACCCUACGAACGUUGUCGCCGCUUCUUCCUAAUAUCUUGACAUCUCCUCUACCACAAGAAAUUCUGUCACCGGCCAUUUCUCUACAUCUAUUCCCUUCGACGCACCCACAUCUUCCUGCAGUCAAGGGAAGAGUCGCGUAUCGAGCGGCCCUUUGGACCGCACCUGUGGCAUGGGGAUGUGUGCCUAUUGUCGGCAAUGUCAAGCUUCAAAUACUCUCAGAAAAGAUUGUCCGAACUGGCUAUGCAUACGCUGUUCCUGCCGAGGCAGUCGAUGAGUCCGACUUGAGUGAGGAGAAACUCGUUGUUCGGUGGAAAACUGAGCCGAAAGCCAGUGGAAAUGGCACCGGCCCUCAACCGCCUUCAGAGUCUACGGCAAGCGCCAGAUCUUCGUCCUCUACCACUCAGAUCAACAGUGGGCUAUCAAAACUCUUAGGUGGCGACUCUCCUAUCCUCAAUAUCAAUAAAUCCGACAGCUUCUCUGGAUUGUUCAUCUUCACGUUCGACUCACGCGGACGCAUUGCGAGCCACACCAUCGAGCACGCAGAUGAAAGCAACGGGUUUGACAAAACCAAUAAGGUGGUAACGUUGACAGAUUGGUUAUUAGGAAAGGCGAGAUGGGGGAACAAGGAAAAGGACCAGGAUCUCGUUCCAGGCCUCGCCAUGAGGGUCUGUCGAGAGGAGUGGAAUAUUUCGAGGGGGUUGUCCAGGAAAGGAGGCGAAUGCGGACAAUGAUCACGAGUUGAUGAACGAAACAAACACCACUGUAGCGAUACCCUCCUCUCACAACUAAUGUACUCUACUAUAUUACCAGAUAUCUCUGACUCAGGAUAGCCUAUUACCAUUUCCUUCCGUCCUAGUUGACCGUCGCCGCACCGUGGGUGGGUAUUUUGGGCAGUAUUGUUAUACGCGACGAUUCUAGGAACUGUCAAGUGCAAUAGCUAUGCACGCAAUCAUACGUGAUACGGC
This is a messenger RNA of Exophiala mesophila, 1437 nucleotides long. RefSeq lists its product as uncharacterized. NCBI's taxonomy places the organism in Eukaryota, Fungi, Ascomycota, Eurotiomycetes, Chaetothyriales, Herpotrichiellaceae. The coding region runs from base 139 to 1203 and encodes 354 amino acids. The transcript is spliced from 2 exons. The record is from RefSeq and is a predicted model, not a curated record.